UUCACUUUUGUUGGUUCUGAAAAUGUAUUCAGUGCAGGGGCGACAUUCGCAGCGGCAACGAAAGCGACAGCCAUAACACACACCGUACACACACAACGCACUCCGCACACACCAUCACCCUUGCACACACCGCACACAGAUACGAAUACGAAUACGGAUACGGAUACGGAUACGGAUACGGAUACGCACUGAGACAGCUUCGAAAGAAAGUGGCCAAGGAAAGGAGCAGUCAGCCGUCAGCAGCUAAAAGGAGUAGCACUGUGUGUGCGUGUGUGUGUGUGCAGCGGAAAUGGCCAAAUUAGUGACUUACAUCUUCAUCGUCAGCUCGCUGGUGCUCUGGUACCUUUUGCUUUUCGGUGGCCGAGGCGGAGGCAUCGGUGGCAUCAGGGGCGUGGAUGCCACCAACGGGCAUGGGGGGCAGCUGGAGGGGCGAGAUUUUCACCAUCAUGGCGGCAGUCAUCAUAUUCGCCGUAACAUCAACCACUGCUGGCGUCGCUACGAUGGCUACAAUCUGCAGAAUACCGUUGUCAACAAAAAGGAGCAGCUGAAGAAGCCGUACGGCAUUUUGUGCAACUUCAAGUGCACCUGGUUCUUCACCGUCAGCUUUCCCACUUGCGAGUUCAUCUACGACUAUAAGUUAUCCUGCGUGCUGUUCACGUCACUGCCCGACUGUACCAGCGUCAAGUGUACGCUUCUAAACUACUUUGAGUAACUAGUGUGUAUUUGUGGCGAGUGUAGACGUAAUAAGUAAUAAGUGCUUUUUUUUUCAUAGCAUAAGUCUGAUUAUUACUAGAUUUUAUAUGUGAAAUUGUAGAGGCCGAGGAUGUA
Messenger RNA from Drosophila kikkawai, 828 nucleotides. RefSeq lists its product as uncharacterized. NCBI's taxonomy places the organism in Eukaryota, Metazoa, Arthropoda, Insecta, Diptera, Drosophilidae. The record is from RefSeq and is a predicted model, not a curated record.